Messenger RNA from Porites lobata, 954 nucleotides. The record is from the annotation of a GenBank genome assembly. NCBI's taxonomy places the organism in Eukaryota, Metazoa, Cnidaria, Anthozoa, Scleractinia, Poritidae.
UUUGACAUCUUGGUCUCAAGGGUUAGCCUCGAGGUAAAAAAGGCCAUCGUUACCCAGCCUUCAUCCUCAGAGACAAGAGCUACACCAACAGUUGUGUCAGAAACUCCCUCACAACCCUUGCCUGUUGCUACUUCUGGUGAACAGCUUGAUGAAAGUGUCAUUGAGGAACCAAUUGUACCAUCUACUGGUGAUACUUCGGCUAGGCAGCUUGUAGAUACUGCUAUUGGUGCACUGCAUAGCUCGAUGCAAGGUGAGCAUCGUAAACCUAGCCAAAUGUUUCAUUCAGUUGGUCUUAGUCUUGAUGCGAGCAUUUCUGAAAAAGUUAAGACUAAGAUCUUCAAUAAUGAAUAUAUUGAUUUUGGUGUUCUGAUAAGCAACCAUUUGGCUGGGGAAGAUAAAUACCAGAUUAGUAUUGUUAAUGGAAGGAGUGGCCAACCCUCCCUCUUUUUCGAGCCCUCUAAUAAACCUAAGCGCAUUGUAAACAUUGAGGGUUGGAUGUCUGCUUUCCGCAUUUUUGUGACGUUGUAUACCCGUAAAUAUCCUGCUGAUGCACCAGCACUAAUGAAGUAUGGUGACGUAAUUCAGGAUUUGGCUUCUAGGUCACACAAUUGGAAAUUCUAUGAUGAGAACUUCCGUUUUAUGAGACAGAGUCAGCCCGAGGCUUAUCCUUGGGGAACAGUUCAAUGGGAGUUGUGGCUUCGCUCUCAGGUGACCCCUCAGUCCUCUCAGUCCACGCCAGCCACCCACAGGGUUCGAAGACACCCAAGUAUAAUGCCAUCCCCAAGGGUUAUUGUUACGGUCUUCAGAGAGGGAAGGAGUGUUCAGGUUGCGCAUACAAGCAUGUGUGUUUCAAAUGCAACGGAAAUCACGGUGGGCUGCAAUGCACUUUUCGUCUCUCAAAGAGACCAACCUCAGCCCCAUCCCAAGCAAAGCCACAACCUUCCCACACCAAUA